Messenger RNA from Drosophila mauritiana, 262 nucleotides. RefSeq lists its product as uncharacterized. The transcript has a single exon. The record is from RefSeq and is a predicted model, not a curated record. NCBI's taxonomy places the organism in Eukaryota, Metazoa, Arthropoda, Insecta, Diptera, Drosophilidae. The coding region runs from base 25 to 240 and encodes 71 amino acids.
UUUUGAGCUGGCACCGCAAGUGACAUGAUUUCCAAAAAAACUGCACUGGGCCACAAAAAUAUUAUUUUAUAUAUAUUGCACUUUAUAUCCGUGUGUGCUUUUCUUUUCGGGCGUGUAAACGUGAAAAUGCGAGUGGGCGGCGACGACGUAGCGGCGACGACGAUGCGCGCGAUUUUCUCGCGUUUGGCUGGCGGAACGUUCAAGAUGGCACUGCCGGGCGAUCCGCGCCGAUCGACUUGACAGUCCAUGGAGCCGCCCAGCG